CGUUCACACUGUAAACUAUAAAUUUACACAGGUAGAAGUGUUCCCGUUUGCGUAUCUGAAUUAACUUAAUCUUUGGGGUCUUACCAAUGGCCACAUGUUGCUCCCAGUUGCACACUACUUUGAAAUUCUGGGGUGAAGCCCGCGGCCAAAAUCAGCAGUACGCGCGGCCCUUCAUUAUAAGUUUAAUUCCGGUCCGAAUUUUCCCAUCUUCUAACGACCAAUACUAAUACCUUUCAGACUAGCUUUACGAUAACCAUGUCGGAUUUGGACUCGGAUGGCGAAGUGGCUGGCCAGGAAAUGGGCCCGAAUGCGCUGGAUGAGUUCCGGGAAAGUUGGCAGCGGGAGCUUCAAGGUCACACAAACACUGGAUCCCGGAAUCGUUCUGAAGCUGGAAGAGAUCCUCUGGCGACGGCAAACUCCAAUCUCAGCGAGGCAGAUCUCCUGCAAGCUAAAGCGGAAAGUCUUUAUCGUACCGCCGUACAGUUGGAGCAGCGGGGAAAGGUCUACGACGCAAUUCCCUUUUACCGGAAGGCCACCCAAAUCGUUCCGGAUAUUGAGUUUAAGUUUUACGAGCAGCAGAAGCUUAGCAGCGAUGCCAACAAGAAGUAUCACAAUCUGGCCAGCGAUUUGGCCAAGCAACUGGAUUUGGGCCAGAAGGAUUUUUCGGAAGGCGGCGAGGAGAUCGUCGACAACCUGUAUGAAAAGUUCCAGCAGGACCUGCGGCAGGACACCAUUUAUAACGGCAAGCUGUUUGCGUCCAGCAGAGAUUCAAGUGUCUUGACAACCGGCCUACACUUUGCGGAUCUUCCGCCUGAGAUUGUGAUGCGCAUCCUUCGUUGGGUGGUGUCCUCCCAACUGGAUAUGCGCUCGCUAGAGCAGUGUGCCGCCGUUUCCAAAGGUUUCUAUGUCUACGCCCGGGAUGAGGAGCUUUGGAGGCUAGCCUGUGUUAAGGUAUGGGGCCACAACGUUGGAUCCCUGGAGUCCCAGGAUUCGGACAUCAGCAAUGUUUACUACUCUUGGCGCGACAUGUUCAUCCGAAGAGAGCGUGUUCUCUUCAACGGCUGCUACAUCAGCAAGACCACGUACCUGCGAAUGGGAGAAAACAGCUUCCAAGAUCAAUUCUACCGCCCUGUGCAGCUGGUGGAGUACUAUCGCUACAUUCGAUUUAUGCCCGAUGGCAAGGUGCUGAUGAUGACAAGCGCCGAUGAGCCGACACAAGGUGUCUCCAAGCUGAAGAAUCUACACAACAUACGGCCUGAAAUGCUCCGAGGUCGCUAUCGACUGUUUGGAAGCACAGUAACUCUGGUGCUGCAAAAGUCGCAGGUGCGCGGAUCCGGACACAUCCGUCAGAGACGCGGGAGCAUUAUGCCCCUGGAGGAGGACUCCUCGCAGUUCCUCAUUGAGCUACGCAUCGCAGGAUCUACCAAGCGUCGUUGCACGCAGUUGGUGUGGUCGCACUACACACUCGUGCAGAAGCGUAACAAGGUGGACGUUAGCUCAGAGUUCGACCUGACAGAGGCCAAAUAUCCACCGCUUAGGUUCUCCACCGUAAGGAGCUAUCACCUUGAUGCCGAUGCACCUUUAGCUUAAGUUAGUUCAGCUUCCUACGAACGGAAAAUAAAACACUUCAAUUUGAAACCCUGUUAGAGGGGGAGUGAAAAUAACGA
Drosophila ficusphila is the source of this 1667-nucleotide messenger RNA. RefSeq names its product F-box only protein 9. The record is from RefSeq and is a predicted model, not a curated record. The transcript is spliced from 3 exons. Gene Ontology annotation, molecular function: protein binding. Gene Ontology annotation, biological process: SCF-dependent proteasomal ubiquitin-dependent protein catabolic process. The coding region runs from base 256 to 1590 and encodes 444 amino acids. Gene Ontology annotation, cellular component: SCF ubiquitin ligase complex. NCBI's taxonomy places the organism in Eukaryota, Metazoa, Arthropoda, Insecta, Diptera, Drosophilidae.